CCUGUUGUGUUCUGUAAGGGGACACAAGUGAGGCGACAUGUGAAGACUUUUGUUUACGGUUGUGUUUGAAAUAAUUAGAGUAAAUUGGACCGAAUAGAAGUGGAGACAUGUCUCUGGUUGUUUCACGCUGCAUCUGUGGGGUUUUAUCCCGACAGACUACCUCGUCACGCUUGCAUUCUGGAUUAUAUAAAGGUGCUGUGCUGAGUCCCUGGUUUUCACCUGCGGUCACGCUGAAGACAUCUGCACCACUCAGAGCGGAGCCAAAAAAGAAGAAGAAAGCAGACCCACGGAGGGAGCAGAUGGUGAGGGAGCGACUGAAGAAGAAGCUGAAGAAACUGGAAAGGGUUCCACCUGAACUCAUCCCCAUAGAGGACUUCAUCACUCCCACCAAGUGUUUGGAUGAAACAAGAGAGCGCAGUCCUCCAAAGCUUUCAUUUGAAGAAAGUGAGAGUCGAGCACUUCUUCUGAAAGAGUGGAGUCGAUACAAACAGAAACAACACAUGGCUGAAGUGGAAGCCAUUGAACUCGCCCUGGAGGCACAGAGGGAGGCGCUGGAGGAGCUUAAAUUGGAAUCCAUCGAGCUUUACCAGGCAGCGCUGAAGCCAGAUCCACUACUGUUUCCUUUCACUCAUAAAGGCCCUGCCUACACGCCUCCAAUCCCAAAUUAUGAGGCUCCAGAUGGAAAGUACAAUGAUGUCACCAAAGUGUACACUCAGUGAAAACCUGUGGCUGCUGCCUGUCUUUGUUUGAUAUUUAAACAUAAUUCAUCAGGCUGGGAUCCUGCCUUUUAAUCCGUCUGCGAAGGCCAUUGGGAUGAAUAUGUUGCUAACUGUUUCCUUACCGUUUAUAUAAACAUAUGGCUCUGGUACAUAAUUACUCAUAAGUUGUUUUUAUUCAGACCUCGAAAAUGUUGAAAAUUAAAGUUUGUUUAUUCAAAU
Cyprinodon variegatus (sheepshead minnow) is the source of this 938-nucleotide messenger RNA. It is a transcript of the gene mrpl40, whose product is annotated as mitochondrial ribosomal protein L40. The coding region runs from base 108 to 719 and encodes 203 amino acids. The record is from RefSeq and is a predicted model, not a curated record. NCBI's taxonomy places the organism in Eukaryota, Metazoa, Chordata, Actinopteri, Cyprinodontiformes, Cyprinodontidae. Gene Ontology annotation, cellular component: mitochondrial ribosome; mitochondrial large ribosomal subunit. The transcript has 5 exons.